Molecule: messenger RNA, 5359 nt
Organism: Dermacentor andersoni
Lineage: Eukaryota; Metazoa; Arthropoda; Arachnida; Ixodida; Ixodidae
Product: A disintegrin and metalloproteinase with thrombospondin motifs adt-2-like
Biological process (GO): proteolysis
Molecular function (GO): metalloendopeptidase activity
Source: RefSeq, a predicted model, not a curated record
GCUACAUCAGCGCCGCCAGCGUCAGUGACGGGACGCAGGUCUCGUUGUCUUUGUCGGCGAGACCAGCCGUGCGACGUGCCGCUGCUCGCCGGGUUUGGGGAGCGCGCGCUCGGUGGUUCCGACAGCGAAGCGGCGAACGCGAGGUGGAUGGUCUCCGGAAGAGACCGUCACGCCCGAGCAGGCAGCCGUUUGUGAACCCAAGGACCCGAGGGCCGCGAGCGCCAUUCGAAAAAAGGAUGGCCGCCGGCGAUGUGCGCCGCGCGCUACGGCCCGUCGUCGCUCGUUUGCCGCGCAGUGCUGUAAUGCUAACGUCGCUAGCCGUCGGCGUGACGCUUCAGGUGCUGCUUCUGGUUGGCUCGUGCCGUGCCCAGGUCGGCGAUGCGGCGAGCGAAGAGCCAGUCCAGGUGUUCUUCGAGCCAGACUUGCUGUCGGUUCACAUUGGAGAGCGCCGGCUGUACGUGCCCCUUCGCAGCAAGCGCGCGGCAGUUGAGUCCUUCCCGGGCGGUGCGGCGUCAUUGAAGAACUGUGCCUACAGAGGCCCGGUUUACGAGCAGGGUGUCGGCACCGCGGGCCGAGCCGUAGUGAUCGCGUGUCCCGGUGAGAAACUAGUCCACGCCCUCGUCAUCACGGCCCAGGGCGAAGCGAUCUCUGUGGCGCCGUCUCAGGGAUCCCGGGACGUGAGCGUCGAAAUCGAGGAUGGUGGCGGACACGUGGUGCGCCGCGAAUCCCCGAAGUCCAAGUUCCUCGCUUUCUGGAGCAAGCUGUCCACCAGAAGACGCAGGGCCACCAAGACGAAGGCGGCGGUGUCCAGGGAGCAUGCCAUUGAGCUCGCAGUGUUCGUUGACGCCGCGCUCAGCAACGCGAUGGCCACGGAGCGGGCACUGCAGAGGAAGCUCACGGCUGUCCUUGAACAGGUACAGCUGAUUCUGGAGUACCGAUCUCUGGGACAGCCGCUCAAACUGGAGAUCGUCAACCUCGAGCUCGUCGACUCCAAGCGGGGUCCCAGCACUGGCGGUGGUGACAUCGACACUUACCUGGAUAACUUCUGCGUAUGGCAGUGCAACCGCAACCAGCUGGCAGCGAAGCAGGGACUGGGACGCUGGGACCACGCACUCAUGCUCUCGGGACUCGACCUCGUCAAGGGCAACAACAGCCGCGUGCUGGGCCUGGCGUGGGUGAACGGCAUGUGCCGAUGCCGCUACAGCUGCACGCUGAGCGAGGCGCGCAGCCUCGAGGCGGCGCUGGUGGUGGCGCACGAGCUGGGCCACUCGCUGGGAAUGCACCACGACGGGCCGCCCGACAACCGCUGCGACCCGGACAGCUUCAUCAUGUCGGCCAAGACGGGCGCCGGGAAGACCCGGUGGUCCGCCUGCUCGGGGCAGUACCUCGAGGACUUCCUCUCAAGCCGAACGUCGUCGUGCCUGGCCUCUCGCACCAGCCAGCCAGUGGCCGAGUUGGACGGAGAACCCCUGCCCGGUCAGCUUUUCCCGGAUGACGCCCAGUGCAAGCUGGCUCUGGGAACGGACUACAGUGCGUACACUUCGUCCAGGAGCCCCUUCAAUAACGUAUGCCGUGAACUGUGGUGCCUGAAAGGAUCCUGGGCCAGCCCCGCUCAUCCGGCUCUCGACGGCACCACAUGCGCAAAGGGCAAGUACUGCCGCGAGGGGUCGUGCGUGGUGCGUCCGGCAGGCCAGCAAGGCGGCAGCCUCGCGGCCUCGACAAAGAGGGCGCCACGAAGCACCGUGGUCACCACGACGACGAACCCCACGACGUCGACGCGGCGGUCCGUGGUCAACGUGGUAUUUCCCGACAUCACGAGAAUCUGGAACAACUGGUUCCGCCGCGGCUUUCCCAGUUGGUUCUGAGAGGGACGUUGCGUUUCCGACAGCCCUAUAGUACAAGCAGUUCUGUGUUGAAGGUUCCUGCUUAAUUUAAGGCAAGGCAUACAGUGCCGAAAGGCGUGGUAUUAGCCGUAGUGUCGCCUUGCAUGUUUACCGGUGCGAAACGUUAAAAAAAAAAAAAAAAAAAAAAAAAAAAAGGGGCACGGAGCUAAUCCUGGCUCGCCGAACAGGGUAUCAAGUUCGUUCAGACUUGACCUAGAGCACUUAUUUGGGACGUCUCGUCUUUCGCAGAAGAAGCCAUUUGUUGUAAAACUGGGCCUUGCUGCAGGUCACAGUGAGGCGUGCCAGCAAGUUGUGUUGCUCGUGAAUUGCGCGAAACACAUGAUAGGAAGUACUAGCCACGUGCAGGUUGCUUAUUCAGUGCUCGUGUGGCCUGUCUUUCGAUGCCUUUUUUUUUUCUGUCGCUGUGUUCCCACGUUAAGUGAACACACACCGACAAAAUCAGUUCGCUAUAUACAUUUUUACUGCAUUGAGUUCCGCGGGCUGCUACUGCGACGCAUGAUGCGAUGCCACUUCACGAGGCUUUGAAUGCAUGAUCACAGCACUCGCGAACGGCGAACGCGAAAGACCUGCUGAAGGCCUGUUCAUAAAGUGUUGUUUCUUGGACGUGUGUCCCAUCACGUGACGCGCAGCAGCUUGCCGCCACAUCUUCCACGCCAAGCUGCCCGUUAGAUGCCAGAUAAAAUCCUGCAAUAAUUUAUUGUUGAUGCUCAGUUACUCCGAAAACAUUAAAAAAAAAAACGUGACAAAGAAGCCCUCGCUUCUUUUCUUGCCGAAACCGACACACGGUCAAAUUGCGUCGUGGUACUUGCAGCGGCCGCAAAGCCUUCGCGUUCGAAGUACUCUGGUGCUUCUAACAUUUCUUACACCGCGAGUCAAGCGAUGAAAAUGCCUAGUUGGUGUUUCAUCUGUGCCGCUUAUAGUGCAAACAAAAUAGGCAACGUAAAAGCGCUUCUCAUGCUGAGAUUCGACUUGAUCUUCGCGCUUUAAGUCGUGCACAUGUAGUGCAGGAACAGCACAACUGCAGCGCCGAUGCAGUGGAAUUUUCUUAUAGUCGCCGAUAAAGCGCGCUGCGGAACCGACCGGAGAAAGUCGUCAGACGCAACGCCUGAAGUUUCUCUUUUCGUACUCGAUAUCAUACUUGAUAGACCAGACCUCAAUGAUACAGAAUUAUCGUGGCUUUCCCGGCCCUGUCUCAGGCCCUUUUGCAUAGUGGACAAUUCUCGGUUGACAAGCGGCGCUUGCUGUCAACUCCGACUCAAGCUUUUUGGUAGACGUGACGUCGAUGUGAAAAGUACUCUUAUACGCAGGCCGUUCCGCGCGUGCCGAAGGGUCCGCGUGGGGGCGCCCCCGUAUCUUUCCAGGUCUUCCUAUGCCCUAGAGGGUAUGAUUACUCUAUGUAGGAAUACUAGAGAGUUGGUGAGGCUCCUGGAGGUCACUCUUCAGACCUCUGCAACAUCACGAGGCUCUCAUGAGCCUCACAUGCAGGCCAAGGUGGAUUUAGUUGUAGUGCGCGAAAUCAUGUAGGGUGCGUUUGGAAAAUUAUUUACGUUUGUUUAUUAUAUGGCAUAUUUGUGCGAGCGGCAGUUAACCUAUGCCUGCUGCUGCGAAUAUGUCGCUCAUUUCGUAAUCAGGAGCAAAGGAGGCUAGACUUUGCGUUGCUGUUGAUCGCGACUUCGACUUGAGAGAGAGAGCUGCCCUUUCCGGUGUGCGCCUACGUUACGCAUCUGUGUCGCGUCACUGCCAACGUAACCAACGUAAGUUAGGCGUCGCGUUGGUCGACCGAGAGCAGUGGAGCCAAUAACGAACGGCGCGAUCGAACAGUGGCGAAACAUGAGCGACUGGUAUCAGGUGGCCUGACCAUCGAGUAUUGUGUAAUUACUUGCAGGUGGACCAGCAGCUUAAUUUUGUCCAUGAGCACCAGUAACUAUUCUGAACACACAGAACGGACCAAACCAAAAGGGAGCGUCUAACUGAUAUUCGAGCGCUGAUUACAGCUCGAGUAAGAGAUUAAGUUAAAGUAAGACAUGAAGUAAGAUACGCCCGUAGUGUAGAUCUAGUUGUUCCCGCAUACAAGGACACUGAAUGCAAUAAUUAAUGCCUUUCAUUGCAAAGACAUAAAAACACUCUUCCUUUAUGUUUACUUCCUCGACGUAAAGAGCACCCAGGCGUUGUAUAGACCGUGCGAAGUCUGUCGUAGCUAUUCUUCCAGUAAUAAUUUUGACCAUGACCUUAGAAACGCCUGAUCGACGACACAAUGACAAGUUGCGGAUAAUGACGCUGCGAAGAGACGGUGGAGUCGCCUCUGUUUUUUUUGCAAGAAAGAACAAACAUUUUUCGACAAAUUCUACCGGAGAUAUAUAUUUUAGAAGGGCAAGGCUUGGGGACAAGUUUACAAAAUUUUCUGGUGAAUGCACUAAGUAACAAAUAUAAACAAAAAGAAUAGGACUGUCGCUUAGUAUGAUCGUUUAUUUUGCCAAUACUAUUACGUGUCGCAGGCCCCCUUUGCCGAAAGCGUGUAGUUUCUCUAUGCCAGUGUCGACAUCGCAGUGAUGCUUGACAGAGCAGUUUCUUAAAUGAAAAUUGGGCCAUAUAUUUACGCAAGCUUACACGCCCCCUAACGCGAAACACGCGGCUGCCGGGGUUUUGUUGCAACAGGCCGAUGCUCAUUGUACCGCCGGGUGCCACGCCUUAUACAGGCGCCGAAGUUUGGCUCCCAGCAUUCUGUAGUGGGCGACGUUACCCCUACGCGUCCGGGAUUAUAGCUUCUCGCUCGUGUUCACAUAUUUCCUGCUUCGCGGACCCACUCAUCUGUUGUUGCGACUGUACACACACGGCAGCUGGUGUCCAUUGAUGUACGAGUGUUUGCACGAUCUUAAGAACAGCGGAGCUGUUGCUCGUAUAGAUGUGGUUUAGUCCUACGAUGUCCUGUACUUGUACGUUGCUGUCGCUGGGAGCUAUGCGCCGUUCCAUACAUAGCAGUCAACGCAGUGGAGGCUAGAGAUACUUCUUGCAGUGGCUUCGUUCGCCCUUGGAUGUAUUUCGAUGCUUUUUGACCGCAGUUAGGCGCAACUGUUGUUUAUAUGGGCUCGGUAUUGAAUGAAACAAGUUUUAUUCCUUAGAAAGAAGCACACUGUGGUAUACGGCUGCUAAUGCGUUGUUCUAUAUGGUUUUUAUUUUUGUGGUUCUUUUCGGAUUUUUGUAACCCUCGCGAGGAGCCUCACGUGCAUGCUAGCGCGAGCGAACGUCAUUGGCGCGCAGCGAAAUAUAGACGGAACGCCCAUACUGAUAGCUGAUAACUUUUCUUGACCGAACUUCUUGCGUAGCUUCCACAGCGUUGACUGCUAUGUAAGGAACGGAUUAUAAUGGAGUUGUUAUACUGAGCGACGCGGAAUUUCGCACGUUACCGCGAAGUUUUUGUUUGUUUACCGAAGUAAUAAAGAUGUAAAAUGUUUCCA